This is a messenger RNA of Colletotrichum phormii, 2318 nucleotides long. RefSeq lists its product as uncharacterized. Lineage: Eukaryota; Fungi; Ascomycota; Sordariomycetes; Glomerellales; Glomerellaceae. The coding region runs from base 175 to 2292 and encodes 705 amino acids. The transcript is spliced from 5 exons. Gene Ontology annotation, molecular function: zinc ion binding; DNA-binding transcription factor activity, RNA polymerase II-specific; DNA binding. The record is from RefSeq and is a predicted model, not a curated record. Gene Ontology annotation, biological process: DNA-templated transcription; regulation of DNA-templated transcription.
GUUUACACAAAGGGCGGAAGCUUAUUAAUAUCCGCCCACUUAUAGAUCCCCCCGACUACCCACGACAACUCCCGCAUCAAGCACACUGUUUGCCCAACUUUCUAGCGGAUUCAAACCAUAGCCCUCUUCUCUGUCCAAAAUACUUCCGAGGGGCGAAGAGACCACCUGGCAAACAUGGCCGGUGUCGCUGAUGCCACCCGUACCGGCGAGAGCAAUGCGGAGGAAGCCAGCAAGAAGCGGAUUUAUAGUGCAUGUGCCUAUUGUAAAUCACGCAAAAGACGAUGCGAUGGAGGAGAGCCAGCCUGUGGGCUCUGCACUAUGUCGGGCGUACCCUGCGUCUACACUGAGCGCAGGAAGAGAGGCCCGGGGCGGAAGAACAAAGCCGGGGUCGAAUCAGAAGGGAAGCGGCAGAGCAACGAGGCUGAACUCAACGGCCUAGGCAAUCAGUCAUCCCUUGAUGAUCCAGAAUUCGCAGGGCUUGUCGAUACUCUGUCUUCUCAGACGGUUCCCCCUACAGAACGUCGUAUCAAAAUACCGAAAAGUCUGGCGCAAAGACUUCAGAGCUAUGCUGCAGAACAACAACAGCGCAACCCCGCUGAUCCUGGGCCCAGCCGGCGUGAGAGGAUACCACCCUAUGCUCUUCCCUUCCUCCCCAAAGAUCUGUUCGGGCGGUCUUCCGUACUAGAAGGCCUCCGUAACGCCCGGAGUCAAAUCGAGGCAAACAUUGACCCGAGACCGUUCAGCAGAAGCACAUUUGCGCGCUUCCCGCCUCAAGACUACAUUCUAGACCUGGAAAUCACCGUCAUGGAAGAAGUGCAGCUCUUCUGUCCCGCCAUGACCCGGGAUACAUUCCUAGAGCUUACCGAUAAGCAGUACGGAGUUCAUUCCGAUCAAAACGACUGUGAUACUUCAGCUAGGCGUUGCAUAGCGAACGCCCUGUUCGGGGCUGCCAUGCGGUGGAGGACCGCGAAUGAUUCCUUUGAGCACUUUGGCGGCUUGAGCUGGGGAUACUACAAGAACGCCUACUCCAUUUUCCCAGAGCUCAUUCUUCAGGGGAACAAUGUGUUGGCGUGCGAGGCGAUACUGGCUUUAGCCACGUUCUCUUUGGGCACGGCCGAUACCCGCACGACAGCACAGCUGGCUUCUGCUGCGGCCCGAACUGCCCAAAUAAUUGGGCUACACAGGAGAGAAACCUAUGUCAACCUCGAUGCCAAAGAGUCAGCGCGACGAAAGCGAGUAUGCUGGGCCACGCACAUACUAAACACCGACAUGAUGGCCAGAUUUGGACUAUCCCAUCCCUUUGCUCACGGCGAUGUGACAGUUGAGCUUCCAGCCGAGAAUGCGACCAUUUUCGAUGGCACGUCACAGAUACCGUGCUUCCUCAGGAGCAUGGCACAACUAUCUAGAACCCAAGUCAAACUCCACGAAAAGUUCUCUGCACACAAUAUCCAGCUCCAGUCAGGCACAGAUCAUCACAUGAUGCUGAUACUGUCCACAUGUGAGCUGGAAGAGUGGAAGACCUCGCUCCCACAGGAAUCGAGACCGGAUCCAGCCACUCUCUCGACGACGAGAGAGCUCGACAUGCCGACCGCCCUCUUGCAUUUCAUCUACUUUAGCACCCUGAUCAAGACGCACAUCAACCUGGCACGGCUCAAGAAUGCGACGAGCAUUCAGCCGUCGUCCCCGCUGUACAACGAGUGGGUGAAUAGGGACGCAUUCCCCAACAUAGAGCAGUCGCACGCCAAGUGUACUGCAGCGGCGCGGGCUAUUAUUGAUCUUCUACGCGUGAUGCCGCCUCAACCAUAUGUGAACUUAUGGGUUCUCCUCGGCUAUCCCAUCAUGGCCAGCUUAAUCCUCUUGUGGUCUGCACUCGAAGAGCCGACCGGGUCAGAUGCCCUUCUCAAUGUGAGGGUCAUGGGCCAGUUCAUCCAGUUCCUAGCGGGGGUGAAGGAGGAAGGCUGCGAUUUACACAGCGUGCUGGACGGCUGUUCAAAGAUCUACAAGAUUGCCAAAUACGUCGUCCACACGCAGAGAGCCAUGAGGUUGUCGGCGCCCUUGGAGGAAGACAAUGACGUCAAGGAACAACUCGAGACUCUGCGUUUUAAGCUCUCUGGAGUCACGGAUUGGAUGUAUCUUGCCCAGGGUCUACUGAGCAACAUGCCUCUACUUUGCGCACAGGCAAGAGACAUUUUUGCAGAUGUUCUUGGGAUUGAGCAGGCGAAUCCCGAGUAUGGGGCGUUUGCCCCCGAGUUGCUGAUGCCACACAGGCAUAAUGUAUUUUUUAGUUCUUGAAAGAACUUGGUACUUGCAUUGUACAC